Brachypodium distachyon (stiff brome) is the source of this 1098-nucleotide messenger RNA. RefSeq lists its product as uncharacterized. The transcript has a single exon. Bases 120 to 884 code for a protein of 254 amino acids. The record is from RefSeq and is a predicted model, not a curated record. NCBI's taxonomy places the organism in Eukaryota, Viridiplantae, Streptophyta, Magnoliopsida, Poales, Poaceae.
CACCACACGCACACGGUUCCCGGUUUAGUUCUCUGCUAGCUCCUCCAUUCCUCUUCUUCUUGCAAGUGCGCGCGCGCGCGUCUAGAAGCUUCUAGAAAGUUCCUUGAUUCGCGCCGGCCAUGGGCAACGGCCUCUCCCCGUGCACGCACAUGCCGGCGACGGCGACGAUGCCCGUGGCGGCGAGGCUGGUCUACUGGGGCGGGCAGACGAGGCUACUGCCGGUCACCGACGACGAAGACGACAACGGCAGCUGUUCCAGCUCCUUCACGGCGAGGGACGUGGCGGCGGAGCUCGUGGCGGAGCACAUAGUCUGCGCGGCGGAGUCCUUCUUCGUCGGCCUGCCGAUCCCGGUCGUGGCGCCGGCGGAGCGGCUGCUUCCCGGGCGGGCCUACUUCGUUCUCCCCGCCGCGCGCUUCUCGGCGGCCACGAGGCUCACCGCCGCCACGCUAGCCUCGCUCGCGCCGCCGGGGACGAAGAAGAAGACGAAGAACGCGGUGGCGGUGCGCAUCGCCGGGCCGGGCCAGUGCCCGUUCGAGUACGUCAAGGGCGCCGAGGACGGCGCCGCGCCGCUCAUCAGGGUCCUGCCGGAGUUCAUCGAGAAGGUCAUCGGCUGCAGCGACGGAAACGACAGCGGCGGCCAUGGCAAUGGCGCCGCCGCUGGAGGUGGUGGCCGGCCUGGGAGGAGCAAGAGCCGAGGUGCGGCGAUGGUGUCAACGGCAACGGAGACGGAUGAGCUGUGCAGCACGCCGGAGCUGAAGCGGCACUACGCGCAGCUCGUUGGGGCGAGGAGCCGGCCGUGGUCGCCGCCGCUGGAGACGAUCUCGGAGCGCGGCAAGCGGAGAGCGCUCUGGUCGCUGGCUAGGCUACUCCUGUCUUCACGAUAGGCGCAUGCAGUCGUUCACCAACUGAUUGAUUGUUGAUUUGCAUAUAGAGAUAGAUCGAUUUCGUCUUAGCGAGUACUAAUUGAGAUUGAUCAAGACACGUUGUACUGAAAAUUUAGUUCAGUAAUAGGUGAAACUGAGAGAUCAUUGGUUCGAAACUUAGAAUCAGGGAUUCUCAUAUAUGAAACACAAAAUGUAUACAGAUAUUUUGAACUGA